Molecule: messenger RNA, 3874 nt
Organism: Punctularia strigosozonata HHB-11173 SS5
Lineage: Eukaryota; Fungi; Basidiomycota; Agaricomycetes; Corticiales; Punctulariaceae
Exons: 14
Coding region: 86-1834 (582 amino acids)
Biological process (GO): malate metabolic process; pyruvate metabolic process
Cellular component (GO): mitochondrion
Molecular function (GO): NAD binding; malate dehydrogenase (decarboxylating) (NAD+) activity
Source: RefSeq, a predicted model, not a curated record
CGAGCCAUGCACCGCACGUAUUCUUAGGGCACCGUCUGCCUGUCGGCGCCAGCAGCCACAAUCGAUACGCCUCUUGCUAUCAACCAUGCCAGUCCAGCCCGAUCACGUCUUCAAGCUCGCCUUGCGCGGCGAAGCGCUGCUGCACAAUCCCCGAUGGUCCAAAGGGACCGCGUUCACCAUCGAUGAGCGCAAGGCGUUCGGCCUCACCGGACGCAUGCCGUCUCAAGUCAACACACUGGACGAGCAAUGUGCACGGGCGUACGCUCAGCUCCAGAGCCGCACUACACCGCUCGGGAAGAACACCUUCAUGCAGAGCAUGAAGGAGCAGAAUUGGGUGCUGUACUUCGAACUCUUGCGCAGGAAUCUUCGCGAGCUCAUGCCCAUCAUAUACACGCCCACAGAGGCCGAUGCUAUCGCCGAUUACUCGCACCUCUAUCGCAAGGCCGAGGGUCUUUAUCUUUCAUUCCCCCAUCAAGAUUCGAUGGAAGAAAACUAUCUCGAACAGGCCCAAGGCCGGGCUAUUGACCUCGUUGUAUGCUCUGAUGGUGAAGCCAUCCUCGGCAUAGGCGAUCAAGGUGUUGGGGCAAUCGGCAUUUCAACUGCCAAGGCCGCUGUUUAUACCCUCAUAGGAGGCAUAGACCCAUCGCGAGCUCUUCCAGUGGUCCUCGAUGUCGGCACAGAUAAUCAAGAGCUGUUGAAUGACCCGCUUUAUGUGGGAUGGAAACAUGAAAGGGUCAGAGGAAAGGAGUACGAUGACUUCAUGGACAAGUUCGUUCAGAUAGUCCGGAAACAUCACCCGCACAGUCUGUUACAUUUCGAGGACUUUGGCGUCACCAACGCUCAGCGACUGCUCGAGCGAUACCACGAACAACACGCAGUCUUCAAUGAUGAUAUCCAAGGCACAGGGGCCGUCACUCUUGCGGCCCUCAUGUCAGCUAUAGGCGUAACGAAGACGAAGCUGAGCGACCAGCGGAUAAUCAUCUUUGGCGCGGGAUCCGCAGGCCUCGGAAUUGCGAAGCAGCUCAGGGAUGCGAUGAAAGAACUCGACGACACCUCCAAGGAAGAGGCGAACAAGAGGUUUUACCUCAUCGACAAGUUUGGUCUCCUUACCGAGUCCUUAUCCAAGGCGGGGAAAGUGCGUCCUGGCCUUGAGGAGUGGCUCCGGCCGGAUUCAGAGUGGGUCGACGCCACGAAAUCGUCGGAAGGUCAACUCUUUUUACUCGACGUGGUGAAGCACAUUAAGCCGACCGUGCUGAUCGGGACCUCGACGCGCGGGGGCGCAUUCACGGAACAAGUCAUCAAGGAGAUGGCCAAAGGGUGUGAUAGGCCCAUCAUCUUCCCGUUGAGCAAUCCCAGCAAACUGGUUGAAGUGGAUCCGAAGGACGCGAACGAUUGGACGGCCGGCAAGGCAUUGUUGGCGACCGGAAGUCCUUUCCCACCUGCCAAGAUGCCCAACGGCAAAGAUUAUGUCAUCGCAGAGUGUAACAAUGCGCUCAUAUACCCCGGCCUGGGCUUUGGUGCCAUAAUAUCUAAGUCGCGCAUCGUGUCCGAUACCAUGAUCAUCGCCGGCGCUCGCCGCCUCGCCUCGCUCUCGCCUGCUCUCAAGGACCCGGACGACGCGCUCCUGCCUGACUUUGGGGACUCGCCUCAGGUGAACUACGAGGUUGCCUGUGCCGUCGCGCACCGAGCCCUGAUCGAAGGCAACGCCGAGGUCGAAUGGCGCACAGGUGCAGACUCCAAGGAUAUGGUGGAUGUAGUGCGGCAGAAGGUGAAAGAAGCGAUUUGGGAGCCGAUAUACGGGAAAUACGAGUAUGACCCGCAAGGACAGUUGUGAAUAUCGUUUUUACUAUACUAGGUAUAUGCACGGAGUGGAAUGCUUGUAUCCUCGUGCACGCUGUGCACGCUGAGCGCUGAGCUGUUAUAAAACGCGACAGCGCGGGACGAAGCGACGUCCAGCGCUAUGUUUGGUGGGAGAGUGCACUGGCCGCAAAUAGGAUAGCUUGCAAUUGGACGGAUGCCAUCGGCGUGAGGAGACAUCCUCAGUCCCGCGGUCACAAUCCAUACAUAAGGCCAAUCGAUUCCGUUGAGACACGGGCUCGCUUUGUUACCUCUUGUUGGUCUUGCGUGCGAUCGCCCACCAUGCCCAGUUCCACAGAGUUUGCAUGGUCAUCCGACGAAGACGAACUAUCGGCCUGGGAUUCGAUAACAGAUUUUAACCAACGCGAGUGCCAGCCGAGUCCAUGCUUGACCGCGACCAACGAGCGCUGAUCAGCGAGCAACAGUGUCGGAUCCGGAAUGGCGCAAACGAUAUCCAACGCAGGCACGGAUCUUGACCUCGACGCCCACGAGGAAACGAUCAUGGGACGAUCCUUCGCCCGUCCCCGAGACCCCGCCGUCGCCCGAGUCGCCGUUGAAGAUGGCAAAGACCGCGCUGUCAGAAGGUCGCCGACGGACACAGUCCACGGGUCUGCGCCACGAUGUCCAUGUCGGGGACUCCGGUCGGAUCCCUGCCCCGAAUUUCACCCCUCGUGCGCGCCAGGUUGAGGACGUACAUGGUCCCGGUCAGGCCCCGGACGCGCCCCAACGUGGGCAGCUUUUCAGAGCAGAAACUUCCGCAGCCGUCGGAGCCUCCCAACCAGGGGCUCCCGGCUCCGGUAGUUCACGGCCUCUCCGGCGCGCCGCAACGUCCUCCGCCGUCUUUGGCCCAGGAUCUGACGCGAAUGGGCCCAUUCGUGAUCCCGCCGGGCUGCUCGCGCGGAACGGAAACGGAUCAUCCUCCCAGAAUCGGGCGGCAGACGCCGUUGAGCCGUCCGCCAGCACGAUCAACGUCAUCGCCCACGAUAAAAGGGUGCAAUCUAUGUUCGACGGCAAACGUAUCGCAUGGGGUGUACAGUUAGAGAUCUGUCGCGGAAUACAGAAAGGCUUAUGGACAUGGGAUGACGUGAAGGCGUCGGCACUCGACAAACUAAGGGGAGCCAACGCCGAAAGCGGACCCAGAGUCGCUGAGGUGCUGAUACCAGGUAAACGCGCUCCUGCAUCUGCCAAGCAGACACCCAUCUGGGCUGAGCUUGAUCGCGAGCAGGCUGCGAUAAUAGAGGGUACUGGGCGUGGCCUUGGACUCAGAGGGGAGUGGAAAGACGUCAACGACUGGUACGGUGGUCGCGUGCAGCAGCAGCUCACGCUAGAGCAAUCGGAUGACGGCAAAUAUUCUUUGCGUCUGUUACCGUUGGAGAUGCGCAAGUCGUGUCUCUUCGGGCGCUAUCUCGGGUCUCGCCGCCUUAUCCGGGUGCGCAUUCCGAAGGAUCUCCUGCGGGAGAGCAAGACCAGCAACCACAAAAAAGUGACGGACUUCUUGAUUCAGAAGCACGUCCUGUGUGGGCGGGUUUUUGCUGCUUUAUUUCCGAAGGAUGGCUCGGUUUAUCUGAUUGAAACACCAGAAGAUUACCAACGAUGUCCGCACCUGGACAUGGGUGAUCAUCACCGCUUGACAUUCGACGAGGUAAUCAAUUGGUACAAUCCUCCGAUCCUCAAUUCGAAACAGGCAUGUAGGAAGUGGGCUGAACGUUUCUCGCUGGGUUUCUCUACCACUCUCCCAGUACUUGAGUUCAAGCCUGAAAAUGUUCAUUUCAUCGCUGACAUACACGCGGAAUCGUGGAAGGGUCCCGAAGAAUCGAAUCCUCCUGCUGAAUUGAUUAUGACUGAUGGCUGCGGCUGGAUGAACGGUGCCGCGCUGACGAUGAUCGCGCCGAACCACAACGGCACGCGCUCGGUAGCUUUGCAAGGUCGCAUCGGCGGUUCGAAGGGCCUAUGGAUUCUUCACCCGACGGAUCAUUCCCCCGAUAGACCUCCUAAGAUAUGGAUUCGCAAAUCGCAG